This is a messenger RNA of Zea mays, 918 nucleotides long. RefSeq lists its product as uncharacterized. The transcript has 6 exons. NCBI's taxonomy places the organism in Eukaryota, Viridiplantae, Streptophyta, Magnoliopsida, Poales, Poaceae. The coding region runs from base 1 to 918 and encodes 305 amino acids. The record is from RefSeq and is a predicted model, not a curated record.
AUGUCGCAUGCAGCUGACAGCAAGAGUUAUGCUCGUGUGGGGCAUGAACUGGCCGAGCAACAAGGACGCCCUGCGAGAAGAGAUGAAAUAUAUGUUAGAACACACACGCAUAAGAACAAAGAAGGGGAUAUUGUGCCUCUACCUGGAGCAGAAAUAUUCAUUAAUAAAUUUGAAGAAGCUGUUGCUGAGAACCCAGAACUGAAGGACAGAAGUAUUGAAGAUGGUGAUUUAUAUGCACAUGUUUUUGGAGAGAAAGAACCAAGAGGUCGUAUUCGUGGUUUAGGCUUAGGACCAACUCCACAAGAUGUAGGCACCCCUGGAACUCAAAUGAAAAUAUCAAUAAAGCUUCAAAUGGCAUUGCAAGCUCGCAGUCAGUCUGAGCAAGAGGUUAGAGCCUUAAGACAGGAUAUGAAUCAAAUGAAAGAAAAAAUGGAUCAAAUUUAUCAAAUGAUGGUAGCAGCUCAAGGGGUGCAACAUAUAGAAAGCCCAUCACAACAUGGGUCUAAUUCUCGACAGAACUCAAGGGUGCAUCGUUCAGAUGAGGUAGCACAUGAUUACAAUGGUAAUAACCAUUCACAAAAUAUGGUUGAAGAUGACUUCCAACUUACUAGGCGAGUUGCAAGCACUAUGGGUCGUCUAAGGAAUCGUGAAGAUGUUAAUACUAUUGAAGAGCAAAGUCACAGGCGAGACAUUGCAACAAUGGUACCUCAAAGAAAUCAUGGAUCAUCUCAAAAUGCAGAUGAUAAUCCUGUUGGUAAAGAAGUGAUAUUAUAUUCUAUGAUGAGAUCAGAAGUUCCUGUUGCAAUAGCAAAUAUUAUCUCAACCGACCCAACCAUUAAGGUGGGAGAUGUUCCUCUUGGAAGGGAGUUCACACAGGAAAAGGUGCUGGAAGCACAAAUGAUCGGAGUUGAUUCUUGA